Messenger RNA from Hyaloscypha bicolor E, 2969 nucleotides. RefSeq lists its product as uncharacterized. Gene Ontology annotation, molecular function: microtubule binding; GTP binding; GTPase activity. Gene Ontology annotation, biological process: mitochondrial fission; peroxisome fission. Lineage: Eukaryota; Fungi; Ascomycota; Leotiomycetes; Helotiales; Hyaloscyphaceae. Gene Ontology annotation, cellular component: mitochondrion; peroxisome; microtubule. The record is from RefSeq and is a predicted model, not a curated record. Bases 305 to 2725 code for a protein of 806 amino acids. The transcript has 4 exons.
UAAGUUUAUUGGAGCUGUGGCUGAACUAGUGGCGGUGCAGGCGAGAACAAGACGCAUAAGGUUUAAUCUUCAAGAGCCUUGGAAAACACCGAGCAUUUUAUCAACAAGAGCCACAACAACAAGUCUUGCUGGGUAGUGCGACCUGGAACCCCCUGAAGAGCCCCCUCGAGCGGCAUAUUCACGCGCCAGCAUCGUUCCUGUUCGGUCAGAGAGAACACACGUCUGCGAACUCGUUCGACGCGACGCAACAAAGUCCUGAGCCCGUUUCCCUCCUGGACGUUUUCGCCUCCUCUCCAUCAGCAACAUGGCAUCUCUUGGUGAGGACUUGCUCGGCAUAGUCAACAAGUUGCAGGAUCUUGUUUUCAACACUAUCGGCAAUGACAGUUUAGAUCUUCCUCAGAUUGUGGUCGUUGGCUCGCAGUCCUCUGGAAAGUCAUCCGUCCUCGAAAAUAUCGUCGGUCGAGACUUUCUACCGCGCGGCAGUGGAAUCGUUACUCGAAGACCACUCAUUCUCCAGCUCAUCAACAUACCAACCGAUGACGAUUCCCCAGAAGCUCACACAGCUGCCGCGGUAGCUACACAACCAGAAUGGGCCGAGUUCCACCACAUCCCAAAUCGAAGGUUUACGGAAUUCCAAGAUGUCAAGCGGGAAAUCGAAAACGAGACGGCGAGAAUAGCAGGCAAUAACAAGGGCAUCAACCGACAGCCAAUAAACCUCAAAAUCUACUCUCCACACGUUCUGAGCUUGACAUUGGUCGACCUACCUGGCUUGACAAAGGUCCCGAUUGGCGAUCAACCAACCGAUAUUGAGAAGCAGACCCGAAAUCUCAUUUCCGAAUACAUUGCCAAACCUAACAGCAUUAUCUUGGCGGUUUCUCCUGCUAAUGUCGAUAUUGUGAAUUCGGAGGCACUGAAGCUUGCCCGCCAUGUCGAUCCUUUGGGCCGCAGGACGAUUGGGGUUCUCACGAAGAUUGAUCUAAUGGAUCACGGAACAAAUGCUCUAGAUAUCUUGUCCGGGAGGGUAUAUCCCUUGAAGCUCGGAUUUAUUGGCGUUGUCAACCGGUCACAACAGGAUAUUCAAGGCAACAAGUCUCUCGCCGAGGCUUUGAAAUCAGAAGCAGACUUCUUCAAACAUCACCCAGCGUACCGAAAUAUGGCAAACAGAUGUGGCACUCAGUUCUUGGCAAAGAGCUUGAACACAACCUUGAUGGCACACAUUCGAGAGCGGCUACCGGAUAUCAAAGCGCGACUAAAUACGUUGAUGGGGCAAACACAACAAGAACUGGCCAGCUACGGAGACAUGCACUUCAGCGGCAAAGAGCACAGAGGGUCUCUCGUACUUCAACUAAUGACCCGGUUUGCUUCUUCUUUUAUCUCUUCAAUAGACGGUACAUCAACAGAAAUAUCAACCAAAGAACUAUGCGGAGGUGCCAGGAUAUACUACAUUUUCAACUCAGUCUUCGGAAAUUCCUUGGAAACGAUAGACCCCACAACAAAUCUCUCUGCGCUCGAUAUACGAACAGCGAUUCGGAAUUCCACAGGACCACGGCCCAGUCUCUUCGUUCCCGAGCUCGCUUUUGAUCUCUUGGUCAAACCUCAAAUCAAGCUUUUGGAAAUUCCCAGUCAAAGAUGUGUCGAGCUGGUCUACGAAGAGCUCAUCAAGAUUUGCCAUACUUGCGGCUCAACAGAACUUACCAGAUUCCCUCGCCUUCAAGCUAAAUUAAUUGAAGUUGUCUCUGAUCUCCUCCGGGAAAGACUUGGGCCAGCCUCGAACUAUGUCGAAUCGCUGAUCGCUAUACAGAGAGCAUACAUAAACACCAACCAUCCUAAUUUCCUUGGUGCCGCAGCUGCUAUGAGCAAUGUAGUCACCAACAAGCAAGAAAAAGAGAGAAAGAGACUCCUGCAAGAGGAAAGAGAAAGAAGGCAGCGAAAAAUACAAAAGGAGCUUGGUGCUAAUGGCGCCGAUACACCAGAAGAUGAUGAGGAGAAUGGAGAGAAGAUUGAGAAUUUGGCGCACCGAAAACAGCUUCACAAAGGAGGGCGAAGCAUGUCUCCAGCGAUUCGUGAAAAUGGUGCGGGCGGCAUCGCUGCUACAAUGAACGGUGCGCGAUCUAGCUCGCCACCUCGAUUCAACGGUCAAGCUGUUGGUGGUGCCCGAGAUUCAUUCUUGAACUACUUCUUUGGCAAGGAGGGCGGUUUGCCGGGCGGACCUGGAGCAGGGCAAGGAUCAUCUUCAGCUCACAACCCUAAUCUGGGACGACACGUGAGUCAGAGCACAGAGCCAAGUUUCAGCCAAAGCAUUCGGAGGCAAGAGGAACGAGCAAUUCAUAGGACUCCGGCUCAGCAAUUACGGGAAGAUGAUUAUGAGUUGGGCAGGGCGCAGAGAGACUAUGACUAUAACUCUCCAUUCGGCAACAACAACGAACCUGCUUUGACGGACCGCGAAGCCAUGGAGACGGAGCUGAUCCGGGCCUUGAUCUCAUCCUACUUCAAUAUUGUGCGAGAGUCGAUAGCCGAUCAAGUGCCAAAGGCAGUCAUGCACCUUUUGGUCAACCACUCAAAGGAUGCUGUGCAGAACCGCCUGGUCAGCGAGCUCUACCGGGAAGACUUAUUCGAAGAACUCUUGUACGAAGACGACGCCGUGAAGAAAGAGCGCGAGAAGUGCGAGAAGCUGCUUAAAACAUAUAGAGAGGCAGCCAAGAUCGUUGGUGAAGUGGGCAUAUAGGCCUGCUCAAGCUUGUGGCGUUAGACGAGUUCGAUGGGCGCAUGCAUUUGGGGGAGGAUGGAAGUCACGGAUGAUGAUUGUAGAACACUGUAUUGUUGAUCCUGGGUUUUGGGGUGGAAACUGUACUUUUCCCACUCUGGUACAAGAUGUUUGAGCAUCAAGGCCAUGUCUAUACUGAAUAACCCCACCAACUGACUACUCAUUCUUAAAUACUGACCAACUGCCAUUCCAAAAUGUAGAGUCG